This is a messenger RNA of Phytophthora nicotianae INRA-310, 1227 nucleotides long. RefSeq lists its product as hypothetical. The record is from RefSeq and is a predicted model, not a curated record. The transcript has a single exon. NCBI's taxonomy places the organism in Eukaryota, Oomycota, Peronosporomycetes, Peronosporales, Peronosporaceae. The coding region runs from base 1 to 1227 and encodes 408 amino acids.
AUGGGCAAAUUCAGACUCCCAGAAGCAGGAAUACCGGAUGUCCAGCUAUCACCCGAACGCCAGGCAGCUUUGAUCGCCGAGGUGGACGCGGUGAUCCAGCACACGUUGGAACUCCGUGGAGCGUUCGCAGCCGGCGGACGUCAACUUGACAAGGAGGCGUGGAAGCUGGUCAAAACCAAAGACGACGUCCGCGCGUACCGUUCGCGUCGUGCGUUGCACGGCGGUGUGACGCAUCAUGACAGGUCGGAUGUGCUGGCGUCGUCAUCGUCCUCAGACUCUGCUACACACCGAUCAACCAUGGAUAAGCUCACCGGGAUCGCGUCGUCCGCUUCGUCAGGUGACAGUGACCAUCUCAGGUUGAAAAAGACGUCGCGUCCGCCGGCCGUCGUGCUGUCGGGUGUCAUCACCGGCACGGCCGAAGACGCCGCGUUGGGAAUGCUGGCCGACACUGAGGCGCACGCUAUGAUGCGCAACUCGUACUUGGGAACAGAGCUGGAGGACUCGCGUCUGCUUGCGGUUCUCGUCCAUCCGAACGCGGAACACCCGCUUAACUUCAUUGGUUUGAAGUGGGGUCUACAGUCGUACGGCCGAUUCAGCCAGGCCCGCGACUUCCUGUUUCUCGAGGCGUCUGGCCUCAUGAAGGACGCCAAGGGCAAACUCGUCGCCUACGGUGUGCGCCAAUCUGUAGAUCUUUCGGACGUGUUGAAGCUACCGCGUCCGUCCGAUUGCAUCCGUGGCCAAAUGUCCGGUUGCCAGACAUUCGCGAACACGGGACUGCCGCCUAAUGACCCCCGUCACCGGUCGGUCGAGAUGUUCUCGCGUGCGUUCUUGGAGCUUGACGGAGACGUUCCAGUCAAUGUGGCGGCCACGGCGUACGCCGAGAACCUCAUGGCCCUCGUAAACUCCAUUGAGUGCGCGAACGCCUACAAACUCACGUGGUUGAUGAAGAAAUCUGCUCGCACGGCGCACGGCCGUGUCGGAUCGACCAGUCACUGCGCCAACUGCACACGCAGUCUCAACAAGCUCGGCAACAUCUUAUUCCAACGCGGCGGCACGUGUCAAGUCUGCCGUCGUGUUCUGUGUGGAAAGUGCUCAGUGAACAAGAAGAUUUCUGUCGGUAUUGGCGCCGAAGUCAUGCAGAAGUCCAUGCUCUUCUGUCUCGAGUGUCUGCUUGAGGCCAAGCAGAUCCCUGCCAAUCAGGUGGCGGUUGAUAUGCUGAACUGGUAG